Molecule: messenger RNA, 369 nt
Organism: Protopolystoma xenopodis
Lineage: Eukaryota; Metazoa; Platyhelminthes; Monogenea; Polystomatidea; Polystomatidae
Source: the annotation of a GenBank genome assembly
AUGAUGUCGGUCAGGUCGGGGUGCAUCUGGGUCGCAGAAAGGGGAGUUGACGCUAUUUUCGCACAAUCAAGUACUCUUCACUCCACGGCACUUACUCCUCCCUCGGUUUCCGAUGCGACCAAUCCACAAAUGUCUUCUUCCAACCAUGCUUUAUUUCGAAAUGAAAAUAAGGGUUUGAGGGCGUCCUGGCACUGGACAUGCGCAAACACCCUCGGCUGGUCUGAGAGGAAAAUGCUGCAGUCUUCGAUACAGGUCACUUGCUGGCAGCGAAGUUGGCGAGCACACGAGACCAAGCAUGGUUCAACCAGCCGCAGAGAAACGACACUCUGCUCCUUUCGCCAGUCCAACAGACGCUCCUCGCUCUGUUGA